AUGAACUCCCGUCCCCAAUUCGAUCCGGCCACAAUGAUUGGCUUAGCCGGCGCUUCGCCAGGAAGAACCGACGACAACUUCGAUAUCUUUGAAUGGUAUCCACGCUAUCAAAGCUGCCAACGCUACUUCCUAGACCACGCCCAACACAGCGUUCCCGUCCAAGCCCUCUCAGCAUUCUUGAACAUCCGCCUUCCCUUCCAACGCCAACCCUCAGUCGUGAACUCCUCGCCAACCUCCGCAUCCCACACCCCACCAACAGGCACACAACCACCAGGCCCACCUUCCGUCUCAUUGAUCCCCUACAUCCGCCGAUUAGUCGCAACGGGAAUGGAUUUCCCAGGAGUUCUGCAUGGGUUUUUUGGCGACGACUGGAGCAGCGGUGUUGGCCCACUUCACGAGCAAGAACGCCGCAAUUACCUAUUCGCCGCCAAGAGCGGCGGCUGGGCAUCUGUCAAAAAGGACUACGACAUGCCUCCGCUAGAGACUAUUCCCUUCCUCCGACCUUUGCAGGGCCCGCUCGACGCCGAGAUCGAGGCUGCGGAGCGCAGUUGGAGUGAAUGGCUCGCUAUGGAGGAUUGGAUGGUAGGGCCGCGGGCGCCGGAUAUUCUCCAAGACUCGUCUUCGCAAAAUUCACGACCGCGGAGUGCACGCGGAUAG
Molecule: messenger RNA, 657 nt
Organism: Penicillium soppii
Lineage: Eukaryota; Fungi; Ascomycota; Eurotiomycetes; Eurotiales; Aspergillaceae
Exons: 1
Coding region: 1-657 (218 amino acids)
Source: RefSeq, a predicted model, not a curated record